This is a messenger RNA of Lachancea meyersii CBS 8951, 1866 nucleotides long. The record is from the annotation of a GenBank genome assembly. NCBI's taxonomy places the organism in Eukaryota, Fungi, Ascomycota, Saccharomycetes, Saccharomycetales, Saccharomycetaceae.
AUGGCCAAAGCAUUGCGAAAACGUGUAUCGCGGCCGCCCACGAAAGCUGAAGGUAAAGGGCUUGUGAGUGGUACUAGAAGGGAGAACAAGGAUGCCCCUUUGGACGACACAAGCGUUCCUGUCAUUCAGCAGUUUCAGGACCUCAUCGACAUCCAGAAAAAUGAGUUUGAAAAUGUGAGAGCGGGGUUAUCACAGCAGAACGUUCAAUUAGCGCGUUCUAACAGUGGACUCAUGAUUAAAGUGCGUGAGAUGGACGAGUCUAUCAGCGAACUAAUACAGGAAAAUGUGCUUUUACGGUCGAAAAUGUCUCUGAAGGAGCACCAAUUCAAGGAACGACUGGCAGCGGCAAUUGGAGCGUUGGAAGAGGGCGUUCUGCAGCGAUUCGACGAAAUUUUGCAUAUGUUCGAGUCUGUGCGUCGGAAACAAAGCCUAGAUGUGCCACCGGAGUCGCUAGCCCGGCGUUCCGCCCUUAUGAACGAACCUAGGUCCAUUCUGAAAAAAAAUGGAUCUCGCAACAGCCGUGAUAACUCUACAACGGCUAUCGCGUUCAGUGAAAACCGCAAUCAAGUGUUUUCACCAGAGCCCUGCAUUUCUACCAAGCAUACUGUUGCACCUUCUGAGGGUGCAACAAGCCCGGCGGCAAAAAAAAGACGGAAAAGCUCGCGAAGAGAAUCUUUAUUCCAACCUUCAGACUUCGAGUUUUCCGAUUUCCCCGCCAAUGACGAUACAAGUACUACAGAACAGCCGCCCAUGACUAACCCCUCCUCAGCGACUACCACAGAAGAGCGAAAAAGCCCGUCUCCUGAGGGCUUUGAAGAAGCAUUGAAUGAUAGCAAUUUACCGCCAGUACCGCUUCAGGAUUCUGUUGAAGAAUCUUGUAACUUUACAAACUCCCUUAUUGAAUACUCUAUACCAGAAGAACUUCCCGAAAAAGCCAUAGAAAGCUCUGUGACAUCCGAUACCCCCGGUAAAGUUCAAGUGUAUCGCGACCAUGGAAUAGAGCUGCCGAACAACGAUAUGCAGCUGCUACCGAGUACAACGACAAAUAAAGCACAAAGAGCGCAUUCGUCAAGCGCGGAAGUACAACAUCCAACGUUUGUACAAAACGCCACUUCGUCUCAAAAAAAGGUCAAGCAUUCCAUGAAAUCCCGAGGCUCACAAAAGCGAAUUAUUGACGAAGUCAUGCCAACAACUCGAGGUUCUACUGAAGAUCUCUCGGAUUGCUCUCGCUCAAAAAGAACUCGUGGUAAAGAAAUCAACUACGCAUUGCCCUCUUUAAGGGCAAAAAUGAGAAGACCCACCGAAAAACUGGUAGAUGCAACAACAGUAAUCAACAUUAGAGACCUACAGGUCGAGGGUAACCGCCGUAAGUCAGGAUCGUACUCGAGGGAUGGUACGCCGUUGCUUGGCGAAGAGAGUAUUUAUACUUCUCAACCGAGUGCACGUAAAGACACCCCUGAAGUUCUUCAACAGGCACCACCUACUCAUGGUCAUAUUUCUGCACCAAAAGAGUCAGAAAAAAUCGCCGAGAAAAGUAUCACCUCACCCUUGAGUAGUGCUUAUUCUCCUAACAUUCCCAAGCUGGUUCCACUCAAAGACAUCACCAACAAGGCACCCGGGAAGCUAUCUAUGAAAACCAAAAAGCUGUUUAAAAAGCCAAUAGUUGGCGACCUAGGCAGCGAAAACUCCUGCAGCUUUGACGAGAGUUCCGGCAACCGCAGUACAAGCUUCAGGGUCAAUGAGGAAGAUUUGUCGCUACUUAACUUGCUCGACGAUCUUAAAGCCAACACCGUGCCCAAAACACAUAGAGCAAAGGCAAGACAGGAAGCGGAAAAACGCGGUAGAAAGCCAGCAUUUAGAUUAUAG